Gryllus bimaculatus (two-spotted cricket) is the source of this 4952-nucleotide messenger RNA. Lineage: Eukaryota; Metazoa; Arthropoda; Insecta; Orthoptera; Gryllidae. The record is from the annotation of a GenBank genome assembly.
CAUUAAUGAAUCGGCAAAAUUGGUACGAGGACUGUAAAACUCGUCUCCUAUAACCUUCUCAAGUUCGUAGAGAGAGGGGGAGGAGGAUAAUUCGUGCUGUACGAAAGCGCUUUUAAGACGCAAUGGUUGUGUGUUUUUAGAAGUCGAGAGAGGUCGUGGGGCAUCGCAUGUUAUUCCGGGAGGCAAGGGAUUGACUUGAACAGUUGCUGGACGCACAAGAGUGCGCGAAUUGAAACUAAUAUACGAAACAGAAGCUAGGAAAAAUGAGCGAUUAUUCCUGGGUAACCCUUGCUACCAAUGAUACAUAUUCACUGGGUGCAUUAGUCCUUGCUCGAUCACUCAGACGAGUAAGUACUAAUCACAACCUGACUGUUAUGGUAACCCCAGGGGUCUCUGCUGCAAUGAGGGCUCAACUUGCAUCAGUUUUCAAUGUUUUAGAAGAAGUCAAUAUCCUUGAUUCAAAGGAUGAAAAAAAUUUGGCUCUGCUGACACGCCCAGAAUUAGGCAUUACAUUCACUAAAUUGCAUUGUUGGAGAUUAACUCAAUUUUCUAAAUGUGUCUUUCUUGACGCUGAUGUAAUGGUGUUGAAGAACUGUGAUGAACUUUUCGACAGGGAAGAGUUAUCAGCUGCACCUGAUGUGGGGUGGCCAGAUUGCUUUAAUUCAGGAGUUUUUGUAUAUCGUCCUUCCAUUGAAACAUACAAUGCAUUAAUUAAUUUUGCAUUAUCUCAGGGUAGUUUCGAUGGUGGUGAUCAAGGACUGUUGAAUCAGUUUUUCUCUGACUGGGCUACUAAAGAUAUAAGUCGUCAUUUGCCUUUUAUUUAUAAUAUGUGUUCCUCAGCCACAUACUCUUAUCUUCCAGCAUUCAAACAAUUUGGUCAGAAUGUGAAAAUAGUACAUUUCAUUGGAACAGCUAAGCCAUGGCUUCAGUAUUUAGAUUCAGAGUCACGCCAAGUGAAACCCUCACCUGGCUCUGAACACUUGCAAGGGUUUCUACAGUUGUGGUGGGAUAUAUUUUGCAAUGAUGUUCACUCUACACUUUCAUCAGAAAUGGUACACCGCAGUUCUCGAGUGUCACAGCUAGAAUCUUCUCCAAUGUCACAUUUCGUCAGGGAAAUAUGUUUAAACCUUGAACCUAAAAUUUCCCUUAAUCAGUCUAAGAUUCCUACCCCAACAUAUGCGCAUGAUCCAAGUGAUGGAUACUGGGACCCUUGGGAAAUGUACCAGGAACCCCAAGACACAAUACAGACAGUUAAUACAGGAAUACAGUUCAUUUCAGAUCAACCUUACCACACAAGUGGUGUUUCACAUAGCCAUCACCAAGAUAUUCCAAGGUGUGAUACUCUUUCUCAGAGUGUAGUUGCUUCUGAACAAAAUGUUCUUGUAGGUCAUAGCUAUCAAUACAGUCAUGAGAAACAGCAAAGCGAUUUGCCCCCUCUAAGUAUGAAAGUAUACUCUUCUCCAACUCCUCAUCAUAACUCUAAACAGAGUGAAGAACACGUGUAUCAUCCUUCUGAGAAUCAGCAAGAACAUAGUCGUUCUAAUUACUGUGUGAAGUUUAUUGGUAAUGAUCACAGACAGGAACACUUGAUUAAUGACAGAGUUUCAAAUUAUACACAUACAUUUAAAGACAAUGAAUCUGGUCACAUGUGCAGUUUCGAGGGAAACAAAGCUGUUGAAGGGCACAAGUCAGAUGUAAUACAAGAGCACAAUUCAAGUCCAUCUACAGAGGUUCAUUCCUACAAUAAAUUCUUAUCAUUGGAUGAAAAGCCAAAAGCAGAUUUUCAAAGUAAACCAAUAGAAAGUGCUUCUUUUGAGCAUGUUAGUACUGUUACUUCUUAUCCUGCAUUACUCCCUGACAAUAAAACCUUACCUGAUAACAGCAAUAUUAGUACUUCCUAUGACACUGAGUGUUUAUCUUCACCAGCCACUACUGAACUUGAAAAUGAGGAUGCAGGACUGGCCGGUGCACUGUCUCAGUUGACGUUAGGUGUAGCACGUUCACCAGAACAAAUCGCUUUGGAGGAACACCUACGAAAGCAGGCUUGGGAACACGGCAACAUUGAUUAUAUGAAUCGUGAUUCUUUUGAAAAUAUAUGGCGCAAGAUUUGUGAAACACUGGCUGAAGCUCCUUCAGCAGAUCCUCUCCCAGAACAAAGAGAGUCAACUUCACAAGUCUCCAAUGUAGUAGUAGAAAAUAUUUCAAAAGAAGUUAAUCCUGGUGAUGACAUAUCUUUAUCAGAGUCUAAUACUAUCUCUGUCUCAUCUCCACAUCUUCAAUAUACAGCAGCGUCAAGCCCAAAAUCUGAAUCUCAAUCAGAUGACGCCACUGGUGUAAGAUCACUUCCAUAUUUGGAAACCAGUUCUGGUGUGCAAGCUGACCAAAGUUCUCUUUUCACUCAUGCUAAUGAUGUCUCAGUCCCAGUGACUACAUCUGAUUUAAGUACACCAGAGUGUCAGGACAGUUCUUUUAAUCAAAAACUAGUAUUACAGCAGGGAGAUACCAUACCUUCAAGUGCAAUUGAUAUUUGCACUGAAUCUUCUCCUGAAGUAGUUCAAAUAGCAAGUCUUCAGGACCCUAAAUUACAAUUACUUGCAACACAUCAGGAAUCGAAUCAGGCUACUCAAAUCGAAGAAAAAGAUGAAAUCAAAACGGAACAGACAGUAUCCCAACCUUCUCAGGAUUUUUCAAAAUCAUCAGGAACUGUAGAUGCAUUAGAUUCAGAUACUACUGCUAAAAGUAUUCCUGAUAUUCCACACAAACAAGCGAGUGUUGUUAGUGGAGGUUCAAAAGAACCAGAAGUAUCUAUUCCACACACAACUGAAGAGACCACAGUUGAUUGUCAGUUACCUUCUAAUGUCGUUCAGACUCAAUCUGAACCUCAAGCGUACUCUGCAGAGGUUCUUGGAAAUGCUGGUGAACUCCACACAGACUUUUCUGAAAAGACUGAUUCAGCAGUUGAUUUAAAAUCAAAUAUUGAUUCAGCUAAUCAACCUGAAAGUUGCCCUAGUAGCACAUCACCUUCUUCAGAACCUUUAGUAGACACAAGUAAAGUAUCCGUUACAGCCCCCACUCCACCUACAUCUCCAACAGAUAAUUCCACUCUAGUACCACCGGCCCCUCUUGCUACAGAUACUUUGUCUGUGGAACCUAGUAUACUCCCCACUCCUCCAGUUCGCUCAGAACCUGGAGGAGUAGUGCCAAUGUCAGAUCCGGUGCCUGCAACAACUGUUGGUUCCGAAUCUCCUUGCACAAAAGCAGAUCAGAGCCCUGAUCUCAUUCUUGCUUCAGCUGAUCGUUCAACCUCUCCUAGUGCAGCAGCAUCUCAAAGCGCUGAUCCCAUUUGCGCAUUUCCUGAUGCUUCAGGCACUCCUAGUUUAUCCGUGGCUCAGUGCCCUCAACCCAUUUCUAGUGAUCCUCCAUCUUCAUCUUCUCCUUCAGAAAGUCAUGAUACAUCAGAGAACACUUCCCAGGCAGUUGAAACCAAAGCACCAAUUCCUCCAAAACGAAGGCACAAGCCAUCCCAAAAUCCUGACCAAUCUGGCAGUAAAUCUGGAAAAACUCCAACUAAAUCCCCCAAAGGAAAAAAAUAAGUGAAAUCAAUGCUUUUAUGAGUCAUUAUCCAUUACAUGCAAGUACAUUCAUAACUAUUGCAAGAGUGGUACAUUACAUUUUCAAGAAAUUUUUUACUUACAUAUUGUGUUUGUAACUGUGUGAUGAAAGGAUUGAUAAUUCUGUACUAAUGUCUUCCUACUUUUCAUGCCUGAAUUUGAUGAAUUCAUUGUAAAGACCAAUGAAUUGUGUGCACAGUGUUAUAUGUAUAAAACAUUUGUGAUUCAAAGUGUGAAGUGUUCCUUCAUGUGUUAAUGUUCCUUAUUAGCAGAAGUUUUAUCAGUCAGAAGCAACCGUCCAUUAAAAAAUGAUUCUACACAAUAAAAAAAAAAGUUCAUAUCCCAAACAGAUUUAAUACAUAAUACUAAUGUGCAUAACUGUAUUAAAUGACCAUUGAUAAUAAAGAAACUUCAAUUCUGUGCCAAAUAUUCUGUCCAGAUUAAGUUACUUGUAAUAUUGUUCAUGUUUAGAAAGGCAAUGAUGAGGUUGUUUUAAGUAUUCAUUGUUGUGUGUUGUUAAAGAGAAUGGUAAUUAUGGCAUUGGGCAUACAAAAUAAAUUGUUUUGACUGCAUGUAUUUCCACAGUUUAUGCAAUUAAUUUACAGUAUAAAAAUAUAUUUUUUAUAUUGUACGAUUGUAAAUUAUAUUUUAUUUUUGUUAUUUAUGAACCAUCUUAAAGAAUUCUUAAUACACCAUGACAAACAUUUAUUGUUACACCUUUUGUAUCUGAUUUCCUAUAUUAUGAAUAAAAAAUUAUUUUCUUAUAUUUACUUUAAAUUCCAGUUGUGAAACAGUUGAAUGCUAUAUGAAUAUUAUUCUGUAAUGUCAUAUACAUUGUAAAAGGGGAAAAGUCUUGAGUAUUAGCAAAUGUAGGUAUGAUUCAUGUUAACUAUUGUUUUUAAAUGCAAGGUUUUUUCCAGUUUUAAUGAAUUGUAGAUGAUCUUUCUCACUGAAGUAGCUCUUUUUUUUGUUUUUUUUUCUUUCAUAAAUACGAUCUUAUCAUGUAUCAGAGUAUUCCAGUAAAGUAACCCUAUUUUGCCCAGUUACUUGCAGCCUCCAGUUUUGUGGAUACAUUAGAAAAUGAGAACAGUUUCACAAAAAUGAGGGGCUUAUGGGUUGCUUGCCUUGGAGCCCCCAUCCUGAACUUCUGAGUUGGUCCCACCUUCUAAAUGGUGUAAGCCUCAUUUGUAUUCACUGGCCUCAGACUCCAGUUGAACCUAUGUUGUCAUUGCAAAAGAGUAUCAUAUUGUAUAUUUUGCAAUUCAACAGGUUGGCACAAUUGCUCUGCCUCAAUGCUAAAUCUUUCUUUCUUUAAUUCUCUCAGGAUUUCAUUUCUUCAAU